AUGGGGAUCUUCUUACUUCUUGGGCUUGCUGUACCGUACGCGUUUGCGGUACGUUGUUAUGACUUCAUAAACACUAAUGACAACAGAAAUACAAUGAAGACAUGGAGUUACAUAGAACAAUACGAUACGAAUAAUGAAAUGACAUGGCUUGCGAGCAGAAGCUGUGGAACACCAAAUCUAUGCAAAGGGCAAGCUGCUUGCAGUGAUUCAGGGAGAGAUGAGCGGAACCACCCCGGUCUCCGUAACCCUCCGACCACGUAUACGGAUACUGUACCUGAAAUCCGUACCACCUCAGAUUCGUGGAAACAGUAUAACUUGAUGAUAGCAUUAAAAUGCAUAGCACCUAGCGACGUAUCCCGGGCCAGAAGGAUACGGUAA
Molecule: messenger RNA, 378 nt
Organism: Necator americanus (New World hookworm)
Lineage: Eukaryota; Metazoa; Nematoda; Chromadorea; Rhabditida; Ancylostomatidae
Exons: 4
Coding region: 1-378 (125 amino acids)
Source: RefSeq, a predicted model, not a curated record